UCCUUUCUUUUUUUUUUUUUUUUUUGGGUGACAAAACGUAUAACAUGGGAAAUCAAAUAUCAAAAAAACGAAAACGAAUGAAAAGAGGUGCUGUGUCUAUUACAGAUACUUCUCGGUCAUCCUUUAGUGACCAAACAAAGUCGUCAAGUCAAUCAGACCACUAUUUUAACCAAUCACAAUACAAUGCUGAACAACUUCUAGAACUUCAUUAUCUUUUCAAACAUGUCUUUCAACGCAACUUGAUCGCCCCUGUGGAAAAUGUAUUGAACGUGCCUGGAGCACAAUGUCUUGAUAUUGGAUGUGGUCCUACUGCAACUUGGUUGAUAGAUAUGGCGGCUGAAUUCCCAAAUGCAAAUUUCACAGGAAUUGAUAUACAAGAAGUAAAUCCAGUAGCAAAUCCAAUAUCUCCACCAUCCGCCUUACCAGGACAACUACCAAGCAAUUGUCAAUUCAAAAGAAUCGAUGUAUUACUGGAUAUUGGAUUACCACUUGCUUCUUUUGAUCAUAUUUACCAACGAUUCAUGUUUAACGUCUAUAGAAUGGAUGCUUUUAGGCAAUCUAAAUUCCUAGAAUUGGUCGAUUUAUUGAAACCUGGUGGAUAUAUUGAAUUGAUUGAACCUGAUAUGAUACCCAGACAAGUUGGUCCAAAAUAUUCUCGUUUAGCUAGUGCUGUGUCUGAUAUGAUCACGUCAAAUAAAAAAUCAUUAUACCAUGGACCCGUGAUCAAGCAAUGCUUAUUGGAUGCUGGCUUAGAAGAUGUACAAGGGGAUUAUAUUUCUAUACCAAUAUGCUGGGGUGGAUAUGUAGGCAAAAUGCUUUACGAGUCUAUUGUCUGUGUCGUGGGCCAACUUGGAGAAGUUUUAUGGCCAUGUUUAGAAUUAGAAGGAGAUUAUGAUGAAAUGAUUUAUAACAAAUUUUUAGAUAGUGCAUUUGAUGAAUGUGUAGAAUAUAAAACUUAUGUUAAUUUUCAUUGGGCUUAUGGUAGAAAAUCUUCAAUGGCAAAUAAAGAAAGCUAGU
Messenger RNA from Halteromyces radiatus, 1017 nucleotides. RefSeq names its product S-adenosyl-L-methionine-dependent methyltransferase. The record is from RefSeq and is a predicted model, not a curated record. Bases 45 to 1016 code for a protein of 323 amino acids. The transcript is spliced from 4 exons. Gene Ontology annotation, molecular function: S-adenosylmethionine-dependent methyltransferase activity. Lineage: Eukaryota; Fungi; Mucoromycota; Mucoromycetes; Mucorales; Cunninghamellaceae.